Molecule: messenger RNA, 2465 nt
Organism: Sycon ciliatum
Lineage: Eukaryota; Metazoa; Porifera; Calcarea; Leucosolenida; Sycettidae
Exons: 3
Coding region: 68-1468 (466 amino acids)
Source: RefSeq, a predicted model, not a curated record
GCGACCUACCGGUAUAUGACAUAGUCCCACUCAAUGUUUGGACAGAACGGUUAUACAGGGAGUGCUAAUGGCUGGACGGUAUAUCCUCACUGCGUUUCUAAUGACUAUUUUGGGAGUAUCGUUGGGUUCCUCUGUGCGAUGUGAGCCAUGUAUUUGGGGUUCCACAACACAUGUAUACUCAAGAUCUGAAGAUGACGCACUCCAUUUGAUUGCAUCAUAUGAUGAUGGGGCCGCUCUGUAUGCACCGGGAAAUGGCUACUACACGAAAACUUUUUCCUUACCUCGUUGUCACAUCGACAUUAUUGGACUAUCACUUCAGGUGAAAGGUGUUUGCAAGCUAGGUAUCUCAAUGCAUAGUUCCCAACUGGAAACGAUGGAUGCAGAAUUAAUAGUAAGCCAGCCAGGUACAUCCUACACAAAAAGGAUUUGUGCCUUUUUCACACCUCCAAUAAAUUUGAUGAAUGUUCCCUAUCCAUCAACUCUGCUGGUUAACGUUACAAAUAAUGUGUCGGGUGGGCAAUGUUCGGUGUAUCCAACACGUAAUUCGAUAAUGACUGGGGCCUUCUUUCUCCACCUCAAUUAUACAGAUGAAUGCAUGAGGCCGCAAGCGAAGCACCUUGAAAUAUCAACGUGCACGAAUACUAGCUUUCUUAACACGGGACGGCUUGCCAAUGGUAGUCGAGGUACAACGUCUCUACCUUCAUCGAUUCAUGGAGAGUUUGGACCCAGCGACCCUAUCACUGACGAUACAGGUAUGAACGCUACACAGAAUGUGGAAGCUAGUACAAAUUCUGCUUCCAUACCACCCGAGAAACAGCCAAAGGAAUCUGGUAGCUCGCUUGCAACAGCUGUCGGAGCCGUCAUUGGAUUCAUGAGCGUAUUUGUUUUGGCAGCUGUGCUUUACGUUCUGUGGAGACGGCAUUCCAAGCACCGUCUGAGAGGGGAUGCAGUCGAACGACAAGACGUUCCGCUUCCAAGACGUCCAUCUACACCUGAGAAUUUGGACAGAACUGCCACCUUGUAUUCAGCUGUUGGACCAGGUCACGGAAUAUUGCAAGCGCACGUCUCGAAUGCUAGCCCGGAUCAUGACGGUUCCAUGCAACCCGAGAGCGCUGUGUAUGCAACAGUGUCGGAAGAGCCCACCGGUGCAUCGUGCAAACUAGUUGGUCAACGCAUUCACGCAACACCUCCGACCCCUUUUGAAUCCAGAGACCAAGAGGAACCCCACGAUGAAUCAUCAAUCGCCACAGACGUGUAUGCAAUGCCGCAAAACACGAAGAAGGAACCUCAAUACACCGAGCCCAAGAAGAAUGCUAGAGUCAAGAUAACGGCCACCAAUUGCAGUUGUGAGGACGCGGCCACAUCUGCUGAAUCAACUGGAAGUGACCUUGGAGGACCAAUUCCAGUACGUACUUCCGACAUACAAGGCAGUGCAGAAGUGGAGGACACCGAUGAUGAUGGAAUCUAAGGUGAAAUUUUAAAGUCUACUACACAUAUGCAUGAGUACUCCGUAGUAAACAUUGCUGCAAAGAAGAAGCCCGCGUCCGACCAAACCAAUGACGAUGCUGGAGACAGCUGCGCUCAGCAAUCUGCUGUCAACACGUAAAGUCACAGCACAGAUCACCACCGUUUAAUUUUAAUUGGAAAAGGAGCCCUUGUUCACGGGAAGACACUUACAGACAUUAACGGGAAAGAAUUUUAAACCGCUGCAAGACAAAUGUACAUUUGAUAUUCAGAUCUUAUAAUUCCCACCACCCACUUUGAUUCACCAUUGCCUAUGCACCAAAGUAUUCAUUGGACGAUACUUACAUUUAAGAUUCCUACAACUUCAAAUACGCCUCUAUACUCGUAAUACCUAAUAUGACUUUGUUACCUCUUUCGAUGUGCACUGUAUUCCUUGGUAUGAUAAUGUUCCAAGAUUUGAUGUCACGCUCGUUACUCACGGGCGCUCGAUAAGUCUCGAUUUCACCCCCCUUCUCACAUAUGCAAUAUUCCUUCGCCUCGAUUCAUUUUUAAUUCGAAUCUUAAACUGGCAAAAUUAUUUGCCAAAAGUCUGGGUCCAUGUUUUAAACAAGUGUUAGUGCUAAAUCUACGUCACGAUAACCUUAGGUUUCUGGUAGUUACGAGUGCAUCGACAGUUCAGACCCAAUCCUCAGUCCCAACCCAACAUAUUAAAUACAGUUCACAAUUUCUCGUCAUAAGGAUAACCCCCAUGUUCAAAUUGAUACACCCCGUUUUCUAUAAGAAGGUUAAUUUUCUUAUACUAAACUGCCUAAGAACUAUUCCAUCUUUUCGACAACUUCCGCGUGUUUGGCUUUGAAAACAUUGUUGUGCAACAACCCGUACCUCAACACAACAUUACCCAUUAUUUUCUUUGAUCCUUGCUAUUCUAUUGUUACACUUUAAACUAUAUUUGACUUAUGAAGCCAUAUAAUUUGCAUUACUAAAACCAAAAUCAAUUUCUU